UUUACAGGGACAUCAAUAACAUGUUGGAUUGGUGGGGUGGAGGGAGACCAUCCUGCUUUCUGCAAGCAUUGAUUGGACCAGUUGGCUGCAAUGCCUGAGAUGAAGCAGUCUUUCCCUCUGGUCUGGCUCUGGCUGCACUGGUCUGAAUAAACAUAAACCAAGAUCCAACCUCUCCAAGCACAGCAACGAAGGGGUUAAGCCUUGUUCGCUCGCCCAUUGGCUCCCUCCUGUGCACCUACCGCAGGUAGCUGAUCAAUGGCGGGGCUAUGUGAUGUGCACUGUGCCCUCCCUAUGGGACGUGUCCACCCCCUGAGUUUCCAGCGCUCCUGAGCUGAGCUGCUGUCCGAGCCCUCUGCAUCUCACUAGUGGCUGCUGGCCUUGUUCUCUCACCGCUGCUGGGCCCUCAUCCAUGAGCUUCUCCUCAGUGCACCCUGGACUGGGCAGCAGGCCUGAGGCUGGGCAUUUUACAGGAGCCCGGGAGAGGAACUUUGCCCGUGGAGCCUGCAGAUGGGGUCAGAAUUGCCGUUUCUCACACGACCGGAAGUCAGCCCAGAUCUGCAGGUAUUUCCAGAAUGGGUUCUGCGGCUACGGAGACCGCUGCAGCUACCAGCACAUCCAAGACCCUCCAGCCCCUGCUUGGAGCAGAUGCGGCUCACAGCCUGCCUUAUCGCUGAGCCGUCGGGGCUCGGAGCCAGCCGUCCAGCCAGAAGCAGCAGCUGGGAGCUGGGGAGGAGCCAGGCGUGGCUCGGAGCCCUCUGUCCCUAGUGUGACACAGCUGCAACUGAACUUCAGGCAGCUGAGCACAGAGUUUGAGGAGGAAGAGGAAGAUAAAGAGACCGUCCCCACGUAUCCCCCAAACGGGGCCGUCAGCAGAGAGUUUGUCCCCAGGCAGGCCCCGCGUGGAUCAGGGUCCCGACCCUGGGAUCUGGGAUUGCAGAGAACUUCCCUGGCACCAGAGGCUGCAUCUAACAAGGCAAUUGUCCCAGCACCUCGAACCCUAGAGGCAGCUGGUGGGCUGGGCGCAGCUGCUGCAUCGGUGGGGGAGCUGCGGAGCGAGGACGUGGUGUGCGGCAUCUGUAUGGACAAGGUCUACGAGAAGGCCUUACCCGAGGAGCGCGUGUUUGGCAUCCUCCCCAACUGCAGCCACGCCUACUGCGUCGGCUGCAUCCGCAAGUGGCGCAAGAGCCGGGAGUUCCAGAAUGCGGUGAUCAAGGCCUGCCCCGAGUGCCGGGUCACGUCCAGCUACUUCAUCCCCCACAAAUACUGGGUCUCCAACAGGGACGAAAAGGAGAAGCUGAUAGAAACCUUCAAGGCGAGGACAGGGAAAAUAAAAUGCAAGUUCUUUGCCCACGGCCGUGGCCGCUGUCCCUUUAAAUCGGAGUGCAUCUACCUUCAUGAGCUCCCGGCCAGGGUGCGGCCCCCUCGACAGAGACCUCCAUGCAGGACAGGCCCGGUGGCAUUCAAUCCCUCUCCCUCUGAGAGUUCCGAGGAGGAGGAGGACGAUGAUGUGUGCUUGUUCCCAUGGGCUCUCACCUUUGCACUGCUGCGGGGGGACAUCGAUGAUCCAGACUACUGCCAUGAGAUCUUCCUCUUGGAUUCCAGUGACUCAGACUAGAAAUUCCACUGGGCCGGGCCUGGCUCGAUGGAGUUGGGGUCACUCCGUGGCUUGUGAACCUAUAUCUUUUGGGUGGGGGGAGAUGGGGAAAGAAAAUUGACUUCUUUUAAUCUGUCUAGUUGUGUGUCUGGCAGGACUUCUAGUGAUCCGAAACCACUCUGCACAAGCUGGGGGAACGCAGCACUGUCAGUGGGAAGCUCUCCCAUUCCACAGGGCGGUGGGAUGGCGGUUACCACUGCCACGCUGCUCUUUCAUCCAUCCUGGGGCUGAUGGGACUGACCGCUGACCCAUCGCACGUCACGUUUCCACUUCCCUCCGAAACGGCACCUCUCCCUCUCUCCGCGGGUUCCUCACCGCCAUGGCUUCCCAGCCUGGGAUCUGGUGGUGUCCCCAGUCCUAUGGCCUCCCAGCUGCCUUGCUCUAGGAGUAGGCUGUACGUCAGGUUUCGCGGUGGUCCUGCAGUCUCUGUGUUGUGGUUGGAGGCAGAGCAUGCUUGCUGCUGAGGCUACAUUGUUGUGAAGGAGAGUCAGUUGAGCAGUGCUAUUGGCCACAGCAGCAGGCAGUGUCUGCAUCUUGGCGGGUUGCUCUAGUAUUGAUUGCAGUGCUGCCAGGCAUCCAUAGCAGGCUUAAAAGGGGGAGCAGUCUGGGAUUAGUGGGUGGGGGUUUGGGGCUUUUUUUAUUGAUACAGGCAUCUGUCUGAGGUUUCAUAAUGUAAGCAGGGAGACCCGCUCCAUGGGAGCUGGAAGGGUUGCUGCCUGGUCGUGAAGCUGCCUGUGCACAUACUUAGCAAACCUUUUAACUCUUUCAGAAGAUAUCUGGAGACCACGAAAUAAAAAUCAGCUUUAAAAACUAA
This is a messenger RNA of Trachemys scripta elegans, 2468 nucleotides long. Its product is annotated as probable E3 ubiquitin-protein ligase makorin-2. The record is from RefSeq and is a predicted model, not a curated record. NCBI's taxonomy places the organism in Eukaryota, Metazoa, Chordata, Testudines, Emydidae. The coding region runs from base 410 to 1615 and encodes 401 amino acids. Gene Ontology annotation, molecular function: ubiquitin protein ligase activity; metal ion binding. The transcript has 9 exons. Gene Ontology annotation, biological process: protein polyubiquitination.